GGCCGGGCCGGGCGGGAAACAUUAGGCGAGCGGCCCCCGGGGUGGAGGUUCGUGCUGGCGGGGAGGGCCCUGAGGCGAGCUUUGCCCGGAUGAGGAACAAAGCGGUGGGGCAGACCUGCGCGCCCCCCGCGCGGCCGGGGCGGGGCGAGGGCGGCCUGCGGGCCCCAUGCCGGCGAGCGGGCGACUUGGCCCCCCUUGGGAGGCAGUGUCAGCAGGCCCGGGCUCUCUGGCGGCGAGGGGACGGGGGCUGCAUCCUUCCCGUGUUUUGGUGACCGACCUUGUCCUCCCCCUCAGGUUAGGUAGCCCCCCUCCCGAAGCUUCUGGAGGAAAGGCCCCGGGUGUCCCCCGGCAUGCCUUAUCUCGCGGCGGGGUGCGCGGCCGCCGGCCCUCGGGAGAAGUUGGGCUGCCCCGGGCGGCCCCGGGGACGAAUGGCCGCGUUUGUGCAGCGGUUGUAAGCAAGAUGCGGUAGCACGUGACCCUGGAACGCAAACCCUGAUGCCGGUUCUCCGCCACCCGUGUGCGCUUUUCUCUGACACUUGGCCCCCAGCAGAUGCAUCACAGGAUGAAUGAAAUGAACCUGAGCCCAGUGGGGAUGGAGCAGCUGACUUCAUCCUCUGUGAGCAAUGCCUUGCCAGUCUCAGGGAGUCACCUGGGGUUGGCUGCCUCACCCACUCACAAUGCCAUCCCGGCCCCAGGGCUGCCAGUGGCGAUUCCAAACCUGGGUCCCUCCCUGAGCUCUCUGCCUUCUGCUUUGUCUCUCAUGCUCCCAAUGGGUAUUGGGGAUCGAGGGGUGAUGUGUGGGUUACCUGAAAGAAACUACACCCUACCUCCACCACCUUACCCCCACCUUGAGAGCAGUUACUUCAGAACCAUUCUACCUGGCAUUUUAUCUUAUUUAGCUGACAGACCACCUCCUCAGUAUAUCCACCCUAACUCUAUAAAUGUUGAUGGUAAUACAGCAUUAUCUAUCACCAAUAACCCUUCAGCGCUAGAUCCCUAUCAGUCCAAUGGAAAUGUUGGAUUAGAACCAGGUAUUGUUUCAAUAGACUCUCGCUCUGUGAACCCACAUGGUGCCCAAAGCCUUCAUCCCACUGAUGGCCAUGAGGUGGCCUUGGACACAACAAUCACUAUGGAGAACGUCUCUAGGGUCACCAGCCCGAUCUCUACAGAUGGAAUGGCAGAAGAGCUUACCAUGGAUGGUGUUGCAGGCGAGCAUACCCAAAUCCCAAAUGGCUCCAGAAGUCAUGAACCUCUGUCUGUGGAUCCUGUGAGCAACAGCCUUGCAGCAGAAACUGUAGGACAUGGUGGUGUGAUACCCAUUCAUGGGAAUGGCCUGGAGCUCCCUGUGGUCAUGGAGACAGACCACAUUGCAAGUCGGGUCAACGGGAUGUCUGACAGUGCCCUCAGUGACUCCAUCCACACCGUGGCCAUGAGCACCAACUCUGUAAGCGUGGCACUCUCUACCUCACACAACCUCGCCUCCCUAGAAUCUGUUUCCCUCCAUGAAGUUGGCCUAAGCCUAGAACCUGUGGCUGUCUCCUCCAUCACCCAGGAGGUUGCUAUGGGGACAGGUCAUGUAGAUGUGUCUUCAGACAGUCUUUCUUUUGUACCACCUUCACUGCAAAUGGAAGACUCCAAUUCAAACAAGGAAAAUAUGGCAACCUUGUUUACAAUUUGGUGCACUCUCUGUGACCGAGCCUAUCCCUCAGACUGCCCAGAUCACGGACCAGUGACUUUUGUUCCUGACACUCCAAUAGAGAGCAGAGCGAGGCUUUCUCUCCCAAAACAGCUUGUUCUCCGCCAGUCAAUUGUGGGAGCAGAUGUUGUUCAUGUCCUUCCACUGAUAGGUGUAUGGACUGGAGAAACCAUUCCUGUGCGGACUUGCUUUGGGCCUCUUAUUGGCCAGCAAAGUCACUCCAUGGAAGUAGCAGAAUGGACAGACAAGGCGGUUAAUCAUAUCUGGAAGAUAUACCACAGUGGUGUCCUAGAAUUCUGCAUCAUUACAACAGACGAAAAUGAAUGUAAUUGGAUGAUGUUUGUGCGCAAAGCCAGGAAUCGGGAAGAGCAGAAUUUGGUGGCUUACCCCCAUGAUGGAAAAAUCUAUUUCUGCACCUCACAAGAUAUCCCUCCUGAAAAUGAACUGCUUUUUUAUUACAGCCGGGAUUAUGCUCAGCAGAUUGGUGUUCCUGAACACCCAGAUGUGCACCUCUGUAACUGUGGCAAGGAGUGCAGUUCCUAUACAGAGUUCAAAGCCCACCUGACCAGCCACAUCCAUAACCAUCUUCCUAGCCAGGGCCACAGCAGCAGCCAUGGGCCAAGCCACAGCAAAGAAAGGAAGUGGAAGUGCUCCAUGUGCCCCCAAGCUUUUAUCUCUCCUUCCAAACUUCAUGUUCACUUUAUGGGUCACAUGGGUAUGAAGCCCCACAAGUGUGAUUUCUGUAGCAAGGCUUUUAGUGAUCCCAGCAACCUGCGGACCCACCUCAAGAUACAUACGGACUUGUGACUUAAGCUCAUCCCAGAAUGGAUUGGAAUAUAACAACGUUAAGCUUGUUACUCUUGACUGCAGCUAACAAGUUUAAAGCACCACCUGCCUUAAUCUCUCCUGGCUGCUUGGGAAUUUAGGGUAGCUCUUGCUUCCCAGGAUUCCAGCAGGUACCUAGAGGGCAGAUAAAAGAGGGAGCAACCAGGCAGUAGGCACUGAUGGCGAGAAGAAAAGGAGAGAUGCCUGGGCCGCUGUCCAAGAAACUAGCUUUGAUGGAAGCUGGGGUAAGAGAUCUGGUGGUGGUUUCUUAGAGGUCUUUGUAGGUUUAGACAUGUCUCUGUCUCCAGUGAAGCCUCCAGCACCCAGACAAAGGGGAUCUGGGGGUGUAGCAAGCCAAGUAAUGCGUGCUGCGUUGUCUCCUGAUAACAAGGACAUGUGGACUCAGCUGGCAAAGUGGUACCUUGGCCCAUGGAAGGAAGGAGGGAAUGAUCCUAUCUGGCUUACCCUAUGAAAAGGAUCAAGACACCAUUAAAAUGUUGCCAACUCAGAAUGACAGAUGACACGUUGGUGCAUUUGCAAGGUUAGGCCUUCCCACUUGUCUGCAAUGAAGGACCUCAUCAGUUAAGCACGGUGGAUGCCAAAGGAUUUGGGAAGUGCAGAAGGUUAAAUGGUCACCACAAGGGUGUGUCUUCAGGGUCCCAGCUUAAUUCAUCUACCCAUCUGAUCUUUCACCUUGUCUCUCAUGCAUCUCCUGCUUUCAGCAAGAAGCAAACACAUCUUGAAGUUGACGGUUGAUGGAACAUGCUCUCCUGCUCUAAGGCACGACCUCUGGGCUGGAGUAGAGAGAACCUUGGUGGGAAGGUUUUGCUGCUAAUGUAUUUAUGGAAUGAAUGUAUUUCAUUCAAAUCUGUAUUCCUCUGGGAAGGAUUAAAAUAAAAACUUUUUAAAAAAUACGAUUCCUCUUGUAA
This is a messenger RNA of Balaenoptera musculus (blue whale), 3450 nucleotides long. It is a transcript of the gene PRDM4, whose product is annotated as PR/SET domain 4. The record is from RefSeq and is a predicted model, not a curated record. Lineage: Eukaryota; Metazoa; Chordata; Mammalia; Artiodactyla; Balaenopteridae. Gene Ontology annotation, molecular function: histone methyltransferase binding; histone deacetylase binding; DNA-binding transcription factor activity, RNA polymerase II-specific. Gene Ontology annotation, cellular component: cytoplasm; nucleus. Gene Ontology annotation, biological process: transcription by RNA polymerase II; regulation of transcription by RNA polymerase II; cell fate commitment. The transcript is spliced from 10 exons. The coding region runs from base 551 to 2503 and encodes 650 amino acids.